AUGAAAAUCGACCCUUCAUAUAGGCCGAGCUUGGUGGAAGGAAACGGCGAUCUCAGUUUGUUGAUUGAUUUGUAUUCCGAAGAUGAGGUGUUAAGAAUGGAUUCAGGAACCAGAAUAGCAUACGCUAUACAUCUCUCCUUACAGCCAAGCCUUCUUCGGACUCCUGAAGGGACCCCGUGUGCCAAGUACCAGAGGUGUGAAGCAGAUCUUACAAGGGCUGACUUGCUUGCCUUCUGUCAAGCUUUAUCCAAGAUUAGUCGUUUUAUAUGGCUGAGGAUUCCGUUGGUGAAGUCUGAUGCUGAAUCAAGGGAUGCUACCCCCAAAGAGUCUGGUAAGGCUGCCAUGCUUAUAGACCUUUUAAACCUAUAA
Messenger RNA from Eruca vesicaria subsp. sativa (arugula), 369 nucleotides. The record is from the annotation of a GenBank genome assembly. NCBI's taxonomy places the organism in Eukaryota, Viridiplantae, Streptophyta, Magnoliopsida, Brassicales, Brassicaceae.